AUGCUUCGCAGUCCACUUGGAAAAAUGCAUUAUAAAAAUAAGAGCAACGUUCAAAAAGCCGACAUUGAAGAUGUUGUAAAAUUUCUCGAUCCACAUAUCAGUAGCAAUCAUUAUAAUGGUGAAAUUGAGUUUUUAUUCAAUCAUUGUCAAGGUAAAUAUUUUGAAUUAUUUCUAAUAAAAUGUGAACUAUGUUGUAUAAAGCAAGGUCUUCUUGUACGUUCACAUGUGGCUAAUAAAACGGUUCGAUAUAAAAUUGAUGGUUUAGCUAAUGCAGCAUCUAAACAGACAUUCUUAUUGACAAGAAACGGUCAUAGUUCUGAUACUACAGUCGAAGAUUAUUAUAAAAAGGAAUAUGGAAUUAAAUUAAAGUUAGUAUAUUUAAUACCGCUCUAUAUCAUGUAG
This is a messenger RNA of Rotaria sp. Silwood2, 402 nucleotides long. NCBI's taxonomy places the organism in Eukaryota, Metazoa, Rotifera, Eurotatoria, Philodinida, Philodinidae. The record is from the annotation of a GenBank genome assembly.